AUGGCGCGCGCCCUUCGCCCGCUCCCAAACUCGGAAGUCGGGCCAGGCACGUUUACGUUUCCAGCGCUCGCGUCUGGAAGGGCGAAAUGUUACCCACACAGAUCCUCCGGCGCCGACAUGGAGGACGCCGACAUGGAGACGGACGACGAUCCGCGCCCUCCGGAGCUCCCCGACGAGCUCCUGCAGGUCGUGAUGAUGCACGCUGACGACCCGAUCGACCUCUUGCGGUUCGCGCGCGUGUCGAGGUCGUGGCGGCGCGUCGCGGGACGGCAAGAGGUGUGGCGUCGCGCGUAUCGGAAUCGAUGGCUCUCGGGAGCGCGCGACGACGACGACGACGACGACGACGACGAAGACGGCGGCUUCGCGUACGCUUUCGCGCUCGCGCUCGACCGCCCCGACACGUUCAGGCUGCGAGCGCCGACGGACGACGCGUCCGACGAAGACGACGUCGAGCGAAUCUUCGCGCCGGACCCCUCGCGCAAGGACGUCCGCGCGCUGUCGCUGUUCAACCGUCGCGUCGAGUUGGAAAUCCUGCGAACGCUCGACGACGCGGUCUGGCCGACGGCGCGAGCGAGAGCGCGCGAGCGCCUGCGUCGCCGUCUCAUCCCGUCCGCGCGCUCGAGCUUCGACGCGUCUGAGUACGACGACAACCCGAACGCGGACGAGAUCUUCUCGCACGCGUGCGCGGUCGCGCGGUGGGCGCUGCGGAGACGCGUCGGGUGGGACGGGUCCAAACCCCUCUCUCGCGCGCGCGGCGCGGCGGAGCUGAUCGCCACCCUCGUCGAGUUCGAGGUCGCGAUCGAGAUGGGCGACCUCGCGAUGGAGGCGAUGGACUUCGACGAAGAAGAGUAUCGCGAUCGCAAUGUGAGGGUAAACGACGACGCGGAGACGACGGCUCGCGCGAGCGAAGAGAUGGCGUCGACGGAGGAGGGCCUCGCGCACAUCGCGCGGCUUCUCGACCACGACCUCGACCCUAUGAGGAUACACGCGUGCUUGGAUAAGAUCGGCGCGGAGUUUAAGCGCAGGCUCGACGAGAGCGGCGCGUACGCGGAGGGCGAGGACGGCGCCCGCGAGAUGCGAGCGAACCCGAGGCUGGCGCUGGAGAUCCUCAACGCGUUUCUCUUCGACGACGAGCACGGCGCGAGGCAACCGGCGGAGGCGGCGUGGAACCCCAGGGCGGAGAAGUACGAGAUCGCGGGCGGCGACCUCAUGGACCCUCGCGUCGAGGUUCCUCGCUCCGGCGGGCUGCGGUUCGUCGGGAACGGCGCGAGGUAUUACGACCCGGAGAACAGCUCGUUGGCGUCCGUGUUGCGUCGGAGGGUGGGCAUUCCGAUCACGUUGUCCGUGGUGUACGCCGCCGUGGCGCGACGCGGCGGGCUGACGAUUCGCUUCCUCAACGUUCCCGGGCACUUCGUGUGCGGCGUCGCGAGCGGCGCGCGCGUCCCGAACGCGAACGUCAGCGCGGGGGGGGAGAUCUCCAUCAUCGACGUCUUCAACCAGGGCGCGACGACGGAUCCCGUGAGCGUCGACGCCGUGCCGCCUGAGCUUCUCCGUCGGACGCCGCCGCCGGACGUGUGUUUUCGCGCGCUGAACAACCUGCGCGUGAUAUUUCAGCGGCACGACGGCGCGGGGAAGUACAGCAACGCGUACGCGCACAGACCCGAGGUCGUGAACCACUCGCCGAGGCGACGGGCGACGCUGUACUCGCUGUUCGCCGCGAUGCGCGCGCUGCAGCCGGUGCUCGAGUUUGACCGAGAAGCUGGGAAAAUCGCGCUGGAGUUUGGGCACCGGGAGGACGCGCUGGAGUGCGGCGUGGAUCCCGCGGACGUGGAUCGACUCGUGAACCCGGCGACGGUCGCGCUGAGCAACACGAGCGUCUUCGAUCGCGCCGCGCGUCCGCGGGCUCUCGAGAUCGGGGCCAUCGUGGUCGUGGCCCCGCCCAAGGACGGGUCGGAGGCGCGUUGGGUUGUGUGCGGCUUCUUCGACGUCGCCGCGGAGGGCCUCGAGGAUCAAUUCGCGACCGGGGACGACGACCCGGAUGGGGUGUACUACAACGUGAUGCGUCUCGACGACGACGCGGAGGAAAGGAUCUUUGGCGUCGCGGACCUCUUGCCCGCGUACAAAGACUGCGACGUCGAUCUCGGGUUCCCGUAUCGCGCGCCGUUAGAAGAGCAACCGAAUCUCGUGCACGCGCUGGGCGCUUACUUCGAGUCGUACGACCCCGACGCGCGGAGGUUCGUCCCGCACGCGUUCACGCGGUACAAGUACGGGUACGACGCGCCGAGCGCCGCGCCGGAGCACGUGCGAUGA
Molecule: messenger RNA, 2310 nt
Organism: Micromonas pusilla CCMP1545
Lineage: Eukaryota; Viridiplantae; Chlorophyta; Mamiellophyceae; Mamiellales; Mamiellaceae
Exons: 1
Coding region: 1-2310 (769 amino acids)
Molecular function (GO): protein binding
Source: RefSeq, a predicted model, not a curated record